Marmota monax (woodchuck) is the source of this 21891-nucleotide messenger RNA. Its product is annotated as KIAA0825 ortholog. NCBI's taxonomy places the organism in Eukaryota, Metazoa, Chordata, Mammalia, Rodentia, Sciuridae. The transcript is spliced from 20 exons. The coding region runs from base 125 to 3892 and encodes 1255 amino acids. The record is from RefSeq and is a predicted model, not a curated record.
UCUGACAAUCUUUAUACAUCUUGAAAACACUGGAUGUUGCACCUUGAAGAGCUGGCAAUGGGCCAUCACCCCGCAGCCAUAAUGUCUUCCCUCUUUAGCAGCUGCAUGGAAAAACAAGUAUAGAAUGGACUGGGUAGAUGAAUAUUCGCAUAAUUCUUUUGACCUACAAUGCUUAUUAAACUCAUUUCCUGGAGACUUGGAGUUUAAGCAGAUCUUCAGUGACAUUGAUGAACAGAUAGAACAAAAUGCUACAAGCAUAGAAUCCUGCAUUAAAGAAAUACAAUCUGAAGUUAACAAACAAUGCCCAGAUGUACAGCUGCAAACAUCAACUGACUGCUUUGAAUGGCUAACUAGCUAUCAUCAUAAUACAUCUAAGUCACCUUCCAUUCCCCAUGGAGAUCUGAUAAAAUUCCUCAAAACACUGCAAGAUUUCUUGAAGAAUGAACAAAAUCAAGAGGAAAUGAUUCUGGAUUUACUUUGGGACCUCUCCUGCCGAAGCAGUGUUUCAUUCCCGUCGUCUCUAAGUGAAACAUGUUUCCAUUUGCUUUCUAGAACUUCUCUUAAUUCUGUUGAAGAUCAUUCCUCUGUAGAUGUAAAGUCUGUAUGGGAUGAUAUAAGACUGCAUCUUCGACGCUUCUUAGUAAGCAGAUUACAAAGCCAUAAUGAAAUAAAUAAUUCACAGCAAAAAAUGAUAUUGAAAAACCAACGCAUACAGCAACUCUUGUUUCUCUAUCCAGAAUCAGAAGUUAUUGUCAAGUACCAAAACAUACAGAAUAAACUGUUGGCUAAACUUCUGCAGAACUGCUUUCCUUCUUACAGCAGAGAUUCAAAUUUAGAUGUAAUGGCUCAUGGAUUCCAAAAUACAAUGUUUACAUUAUACUCAAUGAUAAAAGAGGAUUUUGACACACUGUAUGAAAUUUUAGCUCCAUCCUCAACAGUGAAAUUCAUUAAAGAAACUUACCUGGAUACAGUUACAGAAGAAAUGACAAAAUUUCUUGAAAAUUUUUGUGAGUUGCAGUUCAAAGAAAAUACUGUUCGUGUGGUUAAAACAAGCAAGAGCUCCAGCAAGCAUAGAGGAGCAGUGCAUGCUUUGGUUACACCUGAAUGCCCACGGACAGGAAGAAACAUUUUCCUUUCCUUUGAUGAACUCAGAUUUUUAUCACAAGUCAUAAAAUCUUUUUUGAAGCUGGAAAAUGAUGUUCAAGAGCUGUUUGAAGAAAUGUUUUUAUUGCUUAAGAUGCCCAGGAAUACUUCAGGAAUUGUGGAGAAAUCCAAUAAAGAAAUUGUAAUAGAAAAACCUAAAGCACAUAAAACCAGUAUUCCUUUAGAGCAAUUGCUACCAGGAAAAGAGGUCACUUUACUAGAUUUUGGCUGGAGGAAUGCAUUUAAAGAAGUAUCUCUACCCAUGGCACAUUGCAUAACAACUGCAGUUGAAAAUUUUUCCACAAAAAUUCUCCAACAGGAACAGAAUGAAAAGUCUUCAGCUGUGAGCUAUGAUAUGAACCUUGUAACUGUCCAGCAAAUUUGGCAAGAUAGCCACAUGUUUCCUGAGGAGGAACAACCAAAGAAAAUUGCAAAGUUUUGUUCUGACAUCAUGGAAAAACUUGACACCAUGCUUCCACUGGCUCUGGCAUGCAGAGAUGAUUCUUUUCAGGAAAUUAGAGCAAACUUGGUAGAGGCCUGUUGCAAAGUGGCAACAGCUGUCCUGGCAAGACUACAAGAGAGAGGCAAGGAUGUUCCUUCCAAAGCACCCCUGAAAAACCUGCACAUACUCCUCUCCACAGCGGUGUACAUCUUCCAGCAUUUCACACACUGCAAUAAUUUGAUGAAAGAAACCACUAAGAAACCCAUAUUCCUGGUGCCUGUCCAACGAUAUCAGGAAUUCAUCAACACUCUACAGUUUCAGGUUACGGACUACUGCGUCAGAGUUUGUGCUACAAGCAUUUUACAGGAUGCUGAGAGCCACCACUGGGAUGACUACAAAGCUUUUUAUGAGGGGGAAAGAUGCUCCUUCUCACUCCAGAUGUGGCAUUAUUUCUGCUGGGCUCUUCAUCAUGAUCUCUGGACCAUUCUGCCCCCUAAGAUAGCCCAGGAGAUUCUGGCAGAAGUGCUAGAGAAAUCGUUGAGUUUGCUGGCCUCCAGAUAUGCUCGGGCCCAUCCCAGUUAUAAGAGAACUCCACAGAUAAGACUUGAUGUGACAACAAUUUUAAUCUGCACUGAGAACAUGUUAUGGUCGAUUUGUACAUCUGUACAAAACCUUGUGAAUCCUCAUGAGUCUAAAGAUGAUAAAAUUUUUAAAAUUCAUACCCAUUGUAAUAAUCUGUUUACAACAUUAGCCAUUUUGACUUCACCAUUAACAGAGUUAUUUAGAACGUUUCAGCAUGGCAUGGAUGAGUCUGCUUCAGAUUCCUUGAAAUCAAUUUUCAACCAACCAUUGCAUUGGGUUUCUUGCAUAUCACAUUUCUACCCUUCUUUACUCAGGACUCCAUCAGCUGGAGGACUGAAAGCGGAGGGUCAAUUGAAACUGCUCUUAUCCCAGCCAGGUUGUAACUGGAACCUGCUUCUGGAAACCCUACUGAGUAAUGACGGUCUUUUACCAAGAAUCUUGUUGCAGAGCUCAACACGUACCUUUCAAGACCAAGUUUCUGAUACAGAAAAUAAUCUGAACCAAGGAUUUAGCUUGUCAGAAGCCAUCUUUAAAGUGCUGUACCACUGCAAUUUUUCUCCAAAAACUUUUGGAAAUGUUUUUGUGAACUACAUGGAAGAAGAACAAUUAUGGGACUUUUUAAAUUACAUCCCAGCCUCAGUGUGCAUGGAGUCUGAGCCAGAGGUCAUUCGAUGCUUGAGGUUGGCACUGACUGACGCUGUCAAGGACAUUGUCCAAAAGGUGAUAUCUAUGAUGAACUGUGAGAAAAACUGUGAAACAAACCUAAGCAAGCACAGUGUUCCUGAUGGUUUGCUUGAGAGCAUUCCAAAAGAAUGGAGUUAUACUCCAAAGGAAACCAAAAAAAAAGAUUCAAGCAAAGGCUUCACAAGGCUUGCUGCUCAGGCAGUAUCUAUUGUAAUCAGCAAGUUACCUACGGUGAUUGCAUGUUUGCCUCCCCCAAUUAAAUACUUCUUUUUUCUGUCUGAGAGGAAAAUGUCAAAAAACUUUGUUGAAUUGAAGAUAGCUGGCCUGCUUGUCUGGAACUUGAUUGUACUUAUACGUCGCAUAUUUAAAGAUGGAAACGCAGUAGAACUUUUAACAGGUGCCUCCCUUGACAGAUGGAGUAAAGAGAAACUGGGUUUAAUUUGUGUGUGUUUGGGUAGCAUCAUAGGAGAGCAAAGUAGCCCUAAUCAAAUGACCCAAAAAGUCAUACAAAGCAUUGAGCAACAAAAGCCCAAAUGGAUUGAACACCAGUUGUUGAAAGCAAGGAAACUGAGCACUGAAUGUGCCUUUAUGACAAUGGAGAAAAGCACAGUCUUAGAAGAAGGAGACACUGCUCUUGAACUGACUGAGCAGAAAAUAAACAUGAUGGUCCUGGAUGUCUGCCACAAACCAGGUGGCAGUGAGUACCUGAGGCAAAUUUAUCACAUCAUGCGGCUCAAUGAGGAAUAUUUAAAAGAACAUCUGUUUUCUAUGAAUGGUUCAGAGGAAAAGCCAUUACCCAUCCGACCUUUAAAGAUGACCUUGAGAAGUGUGGAAGCUCAGCCUUCUGUCUUUAACCCUUUCCAUGUGCACAAGGUGUUCAGUGAGAAUAUGCUAGAUCAGUCAGUCAUCACAAAGUGGAACUGGAACUGGUCAAACUUGCUGCCAAAUUAUCUGGGACUGGAUAAGAUGACCUUCAGUGUGCUGCUCAAAAACAGGAGUUGGAGAUACCAAGUGCCCUUGAAGCGAGCUGGAACAAUUUGAAGGCUGGAACAUAGUGAUGAACGAUCACAUACAGUUAAGUUUCCAUUUGCCUGGACUGGCAUAUAAUAUUAAGUUCUUGGGAAUUGACUUCCAUAUAAUGUAACUUGUUUAUUAAAGAAUAACUAACAAAAAUGUGCUAAUUUGAAGCUUAUAUUUAUCUUAUUAAAAUUCAGCUGUCACCACAGCAGCAUUAUUUGUAAUUUAAACCAAAAAAGAAAUUUUUAGGGAGUAAUAUUUUAUUUCCUAUAUUGUUUAGAAUUGCAAGUGUAUGGUAAUAGUAAAAUAUAGGCCAACUUUUUGUGGGUAUUAUUAAGGUGUUAUUACUGUAUUAAAAUUCUCUAUCAACAAUGCACCUACUUACUACCUGAUCCUAAGGCAGGUGGUUCCCAUUUUCCUUUCCUAUCAGCCAUUGAUUUGUUUGUUUUUGCCGAUGUUGUUGUUUUGUUUCUUUUCAAUAAAUGACAAAAGUCUAAUACAAUAGUGGCUUUUGUCUCACUGUAUAGUAUUGAGUUCCAAGACUCUGUGAACCAAUAACAAAUAUAACUGUUCUUUUAAAUAUUUUUCAACAAAUGAUUAGAUUGCUUUGAUUAUUUUAUUCAUUCAUUUGUGUGAAGACCACCUACCAAAUUUCAAAAGCAAUCAUUCUUCCUCUCUUCAGAACAGUGGUCAUUCUUGUUAUUUUUUUCCUAGAAGUAUGUUUACAUUAUUGGAAUUAUCUAAGAAAUAAGUAAAUCUUCUUCAGAUUUCUGUCUUGUUUCAUUUUAUUUUGUUUUGUUUUUGUGUUUGGGUAAACACUGAAUACAUCAUCUGAAAAGAAAGUUAUAGAAAAUAACUGUUGUGAGAAAAUCCUUUUCUUGGCCAAUACUUUUACCAGCAUAAUCUUACAUAGAAAGGUAAAAGUAGAGGAACAAGGGUGUGGGCUUUAAGUCCACAAAAGCAUGAGUGCUCUAGUAUCAGAAGGUCAAGAAAGGGGGAUGGAUCAGCACACAACACCCAUAGUCAGGGGCUGUCACAAUGGGAAUGACCUGAGAUCCAAAGCUGUUCACUUUUGGGGUAAGGUUCUAGUGCAGAGGCCUAAAUGUAAUUUUAAGAAUUGGCUGAUAGAAUUGUAAUUACUCUUAUAUUUUAAAAAUCUCUGGUGACUGUCAGAACAGUCCAGGUUCCACAAGUCUUGACAAGCACAGAGCCUGCAGCUGCUUUCACAGAAUUGGCACAUCAUUUGACUUGGCAAACAGGGUGUUUAAAACUGUGUUUACAAAAGUUUCCAUUAUUUUUACAAAAUCUGCUACAGAAUUUAAGCCUUUUUUUUCACAUUUCAAACGUAUGUGUGUUUGUUUAUGGACAGAUAAACCAAAAGGAAAAUAGAAAAGCAUCCCAGGUUUUAUGCUAAAUUUCUACCCAAAUAGGUGCUAAAUCUCUACCCAAAGAGACUUUCAAUUAGAGCUGUAGAUAAAUAUGUCUUUUCAAAUUAGGCAAAUUGACCUCUGAUUUCUCUGCCUCAGAAUUUUCUUCCAGUGUCUGUUUUAUUCAGUCUCUGUUCCCCUCUUUGCAAUUAUCUUGUAAGUCAAUUGACUCUCUGCUCAAAAUUUAACCUAAGAUUAUUUAUAUCUUAUAUUUUUCCCUUAAAAUAGUCCCAAUGACUUUUAAACACUUUUACAUUUAAUUGGGAAGUUAAAGCAAAUCAGAAAUGGAAAAAAAAUUGGGUUUAAUAUUCUGAAUCACUAAAAUGGUAGACAUUUAAGGGCUUGGUGGGCUAUUGUAGGCUUCAAUGAGAGAAAGCUGUCUACCUAAAGGCUUUGUUUCCUGCUUUUAGCUAGAGUUCCCUCAAUUUCCAUCAUUCUAGGCAUUUCCUUUCAGAAAUUCUGAGAGAAAGUGGGGAUAGGGUGACCCAAUAUCCUUUAACCAUGUUCCUCAGAAGGUAACUUUACAAGGGAACAGAAGGAAUAAUGUGCCUUGUGCUUUGAUAUCUUCCUCCUUGUGGUCUUGGUUAAGGCUGAUGAGACUAUGAGCUUUUGAGUCACUAGAGAGGCUCAGCACUGCUCAAGUGCCCCAAGACCAUCUGAAGGAUGUCUGAUAGAUUCCAGAGCAGGACCCCAGGAGGACCAUGAUAGGAGGAGUAACUGUUUAGCAUCAUGACAUAGCUUGGUACCACUAGUGAAAAUAAUUUUUUAAAAUCAUCAUUUAGUGAUGACUACUAACUGUUUAAAUUUAGCACACAUUUCUAAAAUAUCAGUGAAUGGGAAACUGACAUUUCACAGUUUUUUUUUAUUAAGAUGUUCAGAGAAAAGUUGUCCUUAAUAUAAUAAUUUUCUUGGGAUUCUAAAUAUAUUUUUAAGAGGAAAAAGUCUUAUUUUAGUACAUCGUUCCUUAGGCACUUGGAAUUUUAACAUGAAAAUAAGAGAACUCAUGUAUGAAUACACAGUAAUUUUCUUAAAAGUCCUGAUUUGACAAAUAAGGUAUCUCAGUUCCUCAGAAUAAUUACACUUGUUUUCUAAACAGCAGAAAAAUAUAGCAGCUAAGUUAGUUGCACAUUUUUAUUCAUAAAAUGAUGAUUAGCUAUAAGAUCUGACAAAUAAGGAUUCUGGAAGGAAUGCUUGCUUGCUUGCUUUUAAGAAUCUAGUAAAGUGCUGAUUGUCUUCAGUUUUCAAGAUAACACUGUAGACUUUUAAAAAAAUAUAUUUUUAGUUAUAGAUGGACACCGUACCUUUAUUUUAUUUAUUUUUAUGUGGUACUGAGGAUCGAAUUCAGUGCCUCACAUGUGCUAGGCAAGUCCUCUACCACUGAGCCACAACCCCCCCCUUUUUUUUUUUUGACGUGUCUGCAAAAAGUGGUGUGUGUUGUGUUUCUAGCUGUAAGUCUUUAAAUAAGAAUCCAAAGACUGAUCCAUGUAAUAUGUGUAGAUAGUUGUAGUGUUAGUAGGCAUGAUUAAAUUAACAGCUAUCAUUUAUUCACCCAUCACUGGUGGUACAGGCUUUACAUACAUUAUCUCAUUUCAUCUUCUUGAUGACCAUCAAGGUAUAGGUAUUAUUUUUCUCAUUUAAGAAAUGAGGACACUGAAGCCCAGAAAAAAGAAAUAGGUUAUUUUCUAGAUCAGUCAGGCUAAUAAAAAUAGAGGCUGUGCCAACUCCAAUUCUAAACAAUGAAAGCCUGGAUCUGGAAAUGAGGUGAGCACAGGGAUGUGUGGGAGUGGCUCAUGGGCUACAGCAGUCAGAUCCCAGGAUAACCCACAAGAAGCAGCAGAAGGCAGAGUGGUGAAUUUCCUGAAUACCUGACAUAGCACCAAGCCACAGACAGACCUCUACACAUGAAGCCAGGAUUUUGACUCAGUGUUGUCUGGCUCAGAAACUUCUGUCACUCCCUCUAUAACAUAUGAAUCAUCCACUAAAUAGCUGGUACUAUGGUAUUCAAAGAUAAGUAGGACAUUCUCUUGCCUUCAGAGAGCCUACAGUCCGAAGGAAGAGACCACAACAUAAACAAGACUUAAUCAUUCAUGGAUUUUGGGGGGUAUUAUGUUCAUGGACAUGAUUGCCAAGGACUGAGGUAGGGGUGGCAGUCGGUGAAGGUUUACUGAAGGAUUUAUCUAAUUUGAAUUUUAAAUGCCAAAUAAUUAAAUGUGUGUGCACACAUGCACUGUUCAUGAACCUUGCUAUGCUACUUCAUAUAAGUCUGUUUAUCAGAAAGAAACAGAAGAAUGUUGUUAGAACUCAAUAUUUUGCUUGGUUUGACUUUGCAGCCAUGUUGACAUUACAUUUGAUCUACCCUUGUCCUAAACAACAUGCUGACUUCUUGAUUAGAGGGUUCUGUUUUGUUAUCAGUACAUUAGGCAAUGUGCCACUCAGGUAGCAGAAUUUGAUUAUAGUUUUCAUCUUUGCUUUCUGAAUUGCUGUGGGUUUUCUCUGGUGUUGGCUGAUAUGUGACCUUUGUAGUUUUUGAUUUUAAAAAGUUUCCUUGAGAACUGCAGGAUGGACUAACCCCCACCUCAGCCCCAGCUUCUGGUUUAUUCUUUCUGGUCAUGGCUGUAUAUGCUGUGUUUAAGGCUAAGCCUAUGAUUACAGGGCUGUUUUAUCUAAGAGCUGUGAGGAGUGAAUCAAAAGUGAUACCAUCAUGGUUGGCAUUACCAGUCAUUACCUAAUGGACUCUUCAGUCUUCAUAACUUUCUCAGCCCCUAUUGUACCUGGGCAGUAGACAAAGAAAUCUAAAUCAGCAGAUAAACUUUAUUUAAAUCCUUUUGCAAGGUGUGUGUGUGUACACACACACACACACACACACACACACACACACAAUAGCUCUCUUCAUCAAUGACAGCCUAAAACCAUGUCAUCUUUCAAGAAAGUCCAAUUGCUAUCUUUGUAACAAGGUCUUUCAGUAUUCAAAGCUUGUGUUCACUAUGGGUAGUUCCAUCUUUUUCUUAAUAUUUGUUUAGAGACAUUAUCAGGUCUAUCUAAUAAAAUAAAUUGGACUAAAUUUCUCAAAUGGGAAGAAAUCCAGAUAAAAAAUUGAAGGCCAUAUAAAAAUCUGAAUAACAUAUAAAAAUCGAGAGCAUGUUUUAGAAAAACUGUUUUUUGAAGUAUUUAUUUGUUCAUGUGUAAUAAGAUAUAUAUGAAGUUGAGUUUUGGGAAGUUGUUGCUUUUAAGCUAGUAUAAUGAUUAAAUGUUUACUCUAUGCCUGGCAUUGUUUUAGGCGCUUGGAUUAUUUAGGCACAUCAGUGAAUAAAAUAGACAGUAUUCUUGUGUUUAAUAUAUUUAUAUUCUAAAAUAUAAAUAACACUGAUAACAAACUAUAACCCCCUAAUCAAAAAAUCAGCAUGUUGUUUAGGACAAGGGUAGAUCAAAAAUAGUGUCUCAGAAACAAACCCACACUGAUACAAUCAUCUGACCUUUGAUAAAGGUGCCAAAAACAUAACAUUGGAGAGAAGACAGACUUUUUUAAUAAAUGGUGCUGGGACAAUUUGUUAUCCAUAAGUAAAGAAUGAAACCAGAUUCUUAUCUCUCACCCUGAACACAAAUCAACUCAAAAUGGAUUAAAGGGGCUGGGGUUGUAGCUCAGCAAUAGAGAACUUGUCUAGCACAGGCAAGGCCCUGGGUUCAAUACUCAGCACCACAUAAAAAUAAAUAAAUAAAAUAAAGGUAUUGUGUCCAACUACAAAUAAAAAAUUUAAAAAAAAAUUUAAAUGGAUUAAAGACCUAGGAAUUAGACUAGAAACUUGCAACUCUUAGAAAAAAAAACAUAAGGUGAACAUUCCAGUUGAUGCACAAGCAACAACUUUCUCAAUAGGACAACAGUUAAUGCCAAGAGUUAAUAAAUGGUACAGCAUCAAAUUAAAAAGCACAGCAAAGGAAAUAAAAAGAAAUGUGAAGAAAGAACCCACAGAAUGGGAGAAAACCUUUGCUAGCAAUUCAUCUGACAGAGGAUUGAUAUCUUGAAUACAUAAAGAGCUCAAAAAGCUUUAGAACAAAAAAAUCAAAUAACCUAAUUAAUAAAUGGCCAAAUGAACUAACCAGAUACUUGUCAAGAGAAGAAAUGCUUAUGGCCAACAAAUACAUGAAGAAAUGUUCAACAUCAUUAAUAGCAAAUCAAAACUACACUGAGAUUUCAUUUCAUACCAGUCAGAAUGGCAGUUAUUAAGAAUACAAAUAAUAAUAAAUACUGGAGAAGACGUGGAGAGAAAUGGAACACUUUUAUACUGUUGGUGUGACUAUAAAUUAGUACAACUGCAAAGGAAAUGUAAAUGGAGACUCCUCAAAAGACUAGGCAUGGAACCACCACAUAACCUAGCUAUACAACUUCUCCAUAUUGUCCUUGAAGAAUUAAAGUCAUCUUACUACACUGAUACAUGUGGUACAUGGUUACUGCAGCACGAUUCAUAAUAGCCAAGUUAUGGAAACAGCCUAGGUAUCUAUCAGUGGAUGAAUGGAUAAAGAAAAUGUGGUAUAUAUGCACAAUGAAGUUUUAUUCAGCUAUAAAGAAAAACAAAAUUAUGUCAUUUGCAGGAAAAUGGAUGGAACUGAAGAUCAUUAUGUUAAGUGAAAUAAGCCAAGCUCAGAAGUUCAAGUGUCAUACGUUUUUUUCUCAUAUGCAGAAGCUAGAGAGGAAAAAAAGAAAACGAAGUUUGGGGUAGAUCUCCUAAAUAUCAAAGGAAGAUCAGUAGAGGAAAGGGACCAAAAAGUGGGAAGCAAGAGGAAAGGGGAAGUGCUGGGAAGUGAUACUGGCCAGAUUAUAUUGUUAUAUUGUGUGCAUAUUCUAAUAUGUAAUAAAUCUCAUCAAUAUGUACAACUAUAAUGCACCAAUACAAAUGAGGAAAUUAAAAAAAAAGUAGUGUCAACAUGGCUACAAAGUCAAACCAAGCAAAAUGUUGAAUUCUAGCAAACUUCUUCUGUUUCUUAUUUUUCUUUCUGACAAACCAACUUAGACAAAGAGGCAUAGAAAGGUUCACGAACAGUGUGGUUGUGUAAGUGCAUGUACAUGAGCUCUUUUUUUUUUUUUUUUGAAUGAUUAUGUGUCAUUCAAAAUUCAGUUUGAGUAAAUCCUCCAAUAUGUCUUUUUCUUCUUUUGGGGAAAGUCAAUAAUCAUUUCAAUACCUAGUUAUAGCUACAAGUUCAUGUAAAUUACUUGUGCAGCUUUUAUUGUUAUUUAUUUCACUAAUUUCACAAUUUUAUACAAUACCUAAAAUGGUUUUUCUUCUUCUGUACUUGUCCAUUCAUUUAACAAUUAUGUAUUGAGCACUCACUAAAACACCAGUCUCUGUCCAAGAUAGAGACCUGCCCUCAGAAAGCUCCGUUCAGGAUGAGAAACUCAGUCUUGCACACAAAUGACCAUAGAGUAGCAUAUGACACGUUUAGUAAAAGUGGUACAGUGUUUCUACAUAACUGACAGAGAGACAGCUGAGGCAGAGGACAUGGUAAAGGUGGGGAAAUGAAUGGGGUAAUCCAGGUAUGCUACACAGAGAGGGUAACAUUUAAAGGACUAGGAGAUAGCCUUGAAAGCAAAGGGGGGAAAGAAGAGAUGUAUUUAAUAAACAGCAAAAUAGAACAAUGUGGCUGGUACAUAAAAGUACUGGAACAUUACAUCAAAUUCAGACUUUGGAGAAUUUUUAAUGAUGUGCUCCAAGUUUGUACUUAUUCAGAAGAAAGGAGGGGAAGGAGGGCCCUGACGAAUUUUUGCUAUAGAAGUGAUACUAAAUAUAGCAUAUCAAGAACAAUAAGCUAGUACCUUGCCUGCAGGAAGACUGGUGCAGGCCCAGAUAGCGUGCUGUGGCAGUUAGGAGGGAAAGACUGCUGUUUGGGGGCAGCCUCCUUGAGCAGUGUCUUGAAGUGUAAUUAAGUGUUAUUUGGACCAAUUCACAGUGGGGUGACAUAGGCAAGGACUUCUGUGGGCUUUGUCAAGAAUACUAGUUUCUUCCUAUACUUUCAGAACACAAUUCUAUCCCAGCAAAACUUUUAAUGAACAAAAGGUGGUCAUAAUUAGAUAUUGAGAAAAUACAGGUAAUUUGAUAACAAGAAAGUUCUGAGAAGCAAAAGAUAACCAAAUGGGAAAGUGACUGGCUAUUCACAUCAUCUUAAUCUGUUUUGGUUAUGUAAUUCAACUCAAAUAUACAAUUUUUAUAUAAAUUUUUAUAAUAUCAGUUCAGGUUAGUUGGGAGGGCAGUUUUAUUUCUUUUUAAAAAUUAUUUCACAUUAUUAUUUUUAUUUUAAUUAUUAACAUAUUAAUUGUACAAAUUAAUGCUACAUUUACAUACAUGUAUAUAGCAUGAUCAUGUCCACCUUCUCCUCUGUCCACUCUUGCCUUCUCUUCUCUCCCCACUUCCCUUGGUCCCCUUCCGAGGUAGUUUUAAAUGUCACUAUUUACUGUUUAUUUCAGAUCCAGGUAAAUAAUAUUUAUUAGUAGUCUUUGUAAUCAAUAAAUGAUCACAGAUUUGUAUUCAGUAUAUGAUUGAAAAACUGGUUGGAUGCCUCACUUUAAAAUAUAUGAGCAUUAUAUUCCAUCAACACUUAGAAAAUCAGUAGAUUAUUCCCAUGGUGUCAGUUUAGGCAUGUGUUUAAACAAAAUCAUGCUUGUGUUUAAUUGGUAACUACUCUCUUUUUAUAAGUGCUUAGACAUCAAAUAAGAUGUAUUGAUAUUAGAAAGGGAUAAGAUAUACAUGAAGUUGAGUUUGGGAAAGUUGUUGCUUUUAAAACAUUUUUGAAAUCACUAAUAACUCAGUAAUAAGGGAAGAAUCAAUAAAUUUAAAAUAUUAGGGCUAACCCUUAUCUCCUACUUUGCUGAUUGCUGCUGAAAUUUUGCCAUAACUACACUGGUCUUAUUUAAAUAACAAGUUAUUUUUUAUGGUACUUUUUAAAUUAUUUUGUUAGUGAUAUAAGAUGAACAUGAAUCUUAAGUAAUGUAUGUUUUUCAUGAUUUUUUCUUAAGAAUCUAUUUUAUUCCUGUGGUAAGUUAGUUAAUUAUGGCUCACUUAUCUUGAGACAGAAAACAGUCCCUGCACUGGACAGCAGAGGACUUUGAAUUUCACGCCCAGCAUUACCACUGUGACAAUGAAUGACUCACUUAAGCUCACAUACCUCAAUUUCUCCAUCUAUUGAAAAGAAAUAAUAUCUGUCACAAGAGAUUUUCAGACCACUUUGAAUUUACUGGCACAAAGAAGUUCAAUAAAUCAAAAGUAGUAUUAUUAUUAGUCAUCUAAAAUGUAAUAAGAGAUUUUUUAAAUGUUAUAACUGUUCAGCUCAGAUUUAAAAGAUAAAGUCUCUGAAUUUAGAAUUCCUUCCUCCUCCUGCCUUUUCAUCUUGAAUGUUUACAUUAUUUCCUUCAAGCUUCAAUUCUCUAAAGGUAAUUAUUGCAUUCUUCUGCUUUGCUGAGAAUCAUUUUAUUUUACGGCUUCCCUUAGCUUCUAUUUUAGGUGAUUUCUUCUUCAUUUUACACGCCUUCUCUCCACCCCCAGAAUUUUUACACCUUGUGUCUCUUUUCUUCUUUGUGCUUUUUAUAUUUUCAUUUGAAAAUAUUCCCUGUGAUUUUCUUUUCCUUUUAGUAGACAAUUGCGUACCUUGAAAUUGACUUUCUAUACAUUUAAAAAUUAAAGUCAAAGUUAUUUGCCUGUCAUUGGUCAUCUUACAAACAUUUCUUAUGGUAGAGAGCUUGAAUUUUGUUAAGUGGCUGCUAAAAAGCAAUUGAUCUUGAGAAUAUGUCCCCAUAAAUUGCAAUUAUUUAAGAAAAUCAAAUAAUAACUGAGUGUUGAUAUUUCAUAUCUAUAUUAGUGGUACAAAAUUUUCUAGUUGACCAUUCUUUUUCCUCUGACAAAAUUGAUUUGUGGUGCUAUAUUACUCAUUUUAAAAAUUUAUAAUUCCUUUCUUUUCAGAUAAAAUUCGAAUAUAAUACUCUGUAUAAAUCUUAAAUAUAUCGUUUAGAAGUUGCUGUAAAUACAUACCCCUGUGUUAUUUAUACUCCCAUCAAGAUCUAGAGCACAGCCAUUACCUUGGAAAGUUUCCUCAUGUUCUUUCCAAACAUUAAAUGAAUUCUCUAUUCUGUUCCAUUCAUCAGUUUGUUUUGUGCCAAUCCAAUAUGAUUUUUAAUAUCAUGUAUGUCUUAAUAGAUGGCAAGUCAUGUACUUCUUUUUAAAGACAUUCUUAAUUGUAUGUGACUAUAUUCCUCUAUAUACAUUUUAAAGUAACUUUAAUCCUACAAAUCAGUCAACUGAAAUUCUGUUUGGGAAACUGAUUAUUAUUAAGUUGUAUCUGAUUGAUACUCAUAUAUUGCCUGGUAAAGUGAAUAAUUAUAUCUUAAAUCAUUUAAAAUGAAAAAAAAAUCUUUCAUUUAAAAAUUCUGUGAUUCUAAAAUAAGUAAGACAUUAGAAGAUGGAAAGACCUCCUAUGUUCUUGGAUAGGCAGAUAUAAUAUUAUCAAAAUGACCAUACUACCAAAAAUGCUAUACAGAUUUAAUGCAAUUCCAAUUCAAAUUCCAAUGACACUCUUCAUAGAAAUAGAAAAGGAGUCGUGAAAUUCAUUUGGAAAAAUAAGAGGCUCAGAAUAGCCAAAGCAAUUAUUAGCGAAAAAAGCUAAGAAGGAGAAAUCAUAAUACCAGACUUAAAUUGUACUACAGAGUUAUAGGAACAAAGACAUCAUGGUAUGGCACCAAAACAGACAUGAGGACCAAUGGUACAGAAUAGAGCACAGUUUCUUUCUUUCUUUUUAAAGGACACAAUACCUUUAUUUUAUUUAUUUAUUUUUUAUAUGGUGCUGAUGAUUGAACCCAGUGCCACACACAUGUUAGGCAAGUGCUCCACCACUGAUCUACAAUCCCAGCCCGGGACAGUUUCUUCAUUUUGUCAGUGGGUUUAUAGUCUGUUAUAGUUUGGAAAUAAAAUGUUCCCUAAAGACUCAAGUGUUCAGUACUUUGUCCCCCUGAUGCAGCAAUGUUCAGAGGCGGGGCUUUUGUGAAGUGACUGGAUCACAAGGGCUUAGACCUCAUUGGUGGAUUAAUCCAUUUCAAACUUAAUGGACCACUGAGAGGCAAUGGAAACUGUAGGUGGUAGGAUCUGAUUGGAGGGAGGAGAUCACUGGGGAUGUGCACUGGAAGGGUUUAUCUAGUCCCUUCUCACACACCCUCAUUCCUGGAUCCCGUGAGUUGAGCAGCCGUCCUCCAUCAUGCCAUUCUGCCAUGAUGUUUCUGCCUUGGAUCCAGCUGACCAUGCACUGAAACUUCUGAAACCAUGAGCCAAAAUAAAUCUUUCCUCUAAGUUGUUUUUCUCUGAUAUUUUUACAGCAAUAAAAAAUGGACUCUCACACAGUCCAAAUGAGACCAUCUUCCAAAAGGGACACGAAUAUUUAUAAAGUAGCUUGCUAACUUUUUGGUAGCAGGCAUGCUGAGAUGGCAUAAGGAAGAAGAAAUCAAAGAGAUGGGAUGGGAUGACUGGAGGAUAUUUUUUGGUAGAAUACUUAAGUCAUAUUUGGAGGUGUGUUAGUCAACAUUUCAUCAUUAUUACCAAAAUACCUGACAAGAACAACUUAGAAGGGAAGUAUUUUAUUUUCUCUCUCAGUUUCAGAGGUACAUUUCAUGGUUGGCUCUGGGCUCAAGGUGGGGCAAAACAUCAAGGCAGAAAGUCUGACAGAAGAAAUCUGCUCGGUUCAUGACAGCCAAAAAGCAGAAAGUGUUUAAAUCCGAAGAUCUAGGGAAAAUAUAAUCUCCAAAUAUGCACCCCCAGUGAUCUAUACUUCUUCCAUCUGUGUCAUAUGUGCCUACAGUUACCACCCAUUAAUCUAUUCACAUUAUUAACUCAUCAAAUGGAUUAAUCCACUGGUUAGGUCACAGUUCUCAUAAACUAAACAUUGAAAAUUCCUGCAUUGUCUCAUACAUGAGCUUUUGGGGGACACCUUAUAUCCAAUCCACAACAGGAGUAGAGGGAAAAAAAUGGAACAAGUCCAGGCAUAGUGGCACAUGCUUAUAAUACCAGAAACUCUGGAAGUGGUGACAAAAGAAUCACAAGUUCAAGACCAGCCUCAGCAAAUUAGUAAGGCCCUGAGCAACUUAGUAAGACCCUAUCCCAAAAUAAAAGAAUACAAAAGGGCUUGGAUGGAGCUUAGUGGUAAAGCACCAUCUGGGUUCAAUUCCCAAUACCCAACCCCACACACUCAAAUGGAACAAGAUAAGGGAUGGGCAGUUUAGAAGAGAACAAAAUAGCAAACCACAGAGACCACAGACAGGUGCCUAUAUUUCCCCUAUUAUUAAUGUUUGGGGACACAAAUGAAAGAGAAGAUGUUGCCACUGGUGUGUAAUGGGUAAAGCCAGGGACGCAGCCAAACAUUCUACAGUGCACAAGGCAGUCCCACUACAAAGAAUUAUCUAGCUCAAAAUGUGAGUAGUGCUGAGGUUAAGAAACCCUGCCCUAAACUUAACUUUCAACCCUGCCUGCACACCAGAAUCACCUGGGAAAAUUGAAAAGCCUCCAAUACCUAUGCUUCACCUGAAGAGGGUCUCACUUCAUUGGUUCAGGGUUUGGGGCAUCAGUUGUUUAAAAAGCUUCCCAGGUCCACUGUGGUGGAUCCUUGUAGAAGAGAAGAGAAAACAAUUAGAUGUGAGGAAUUUUUUAUUUUAUCCUUCUCAUUCAUGCUACUUUCUUAUUUGUAUGUCUAUUCUUUAAAUGAAAGAAAAUGCUUUGGGGCAUGGUGUGUGUGUGUGUGUGUGUGUAAAAUUACUUGAUUUUAUAUUUGAUUUCAGGAAGGUAGUUUGUGAUUAAAAUAGCAGUCUCCCAUGUCUUUACCAAAAACACUGUUAAAACUUCCAUCUUACAAAUAAAUUCCACACAUACCUACUUUUAAGUCUACCAAAGCAAGCAUUUUGUUAUUUACGUUUAAUUUCUCUCUACAUGAAGAAAUUUAGAAGCAUAGUGUGGACACAAACUGAAUUGCCAAUACUUUUGUCAAGUCAUCCAGCAAUUUAAUAUGAUUUGGACAUUAUCUUCCUGCUUAAAACACUGACCCAGUUUGGUUUUUCAUGUUCUGGAGUUAUGUUGUUGAUUUUGAACUGGGCUUCUUUUUCCAUACUCAAAAUCUAUGGAGCAGCUGGUGGUGUUUAGUGACCGUCUGCACUAGCAGUCUCAUCUUUUUAGCAUUUAAAAUUAAUUUUUCUCAUCUUGGCACAUAAAGAACUCAAGUGUGCCCCUUACCUCAUUACCUAAAAUGUUACAGUGGCACCAGGAGAGGGGGAUGUGACAGAGCAGCUAUUUGAGCAUCAGCAGUAGUAGCACUGAGAUAUAACACAGCAAAAGAUUAUACCAGGAGGGGUAUGAUCACCCUACACCGUGGAUUCCAAAUAUCCUAUAGCAAUGAAUGUAACACCAAGUAGACUGGUUAAGGAACACGCCCCCAGCCCCAAUUGGCACAUCUCUCUAUAUAAAAAAUGACUGUGUCAUGUCAGAUACUCAUGAUAAAUGAACAUUGAAUUGAUCCAUGUAAAAUAAUUGGAGCUGGGCUCCCAGAGCUCAGUAACUCAGUCUUCCCUAAAGAUUUAUCCUUCUGGCUAUUUGUAGUUUAAAGAGGUCACAACAAAAAUGUUUCCUUUUACCAUAGAAUAAUAUACUGUAUUUCUGGUACAGUGGACAGAGUUCUGGACUUAGAGUAGAGAAACCUGGGGUUUGAUUCUGGAUUUACCAGGUAGUUGUUUAAUGUUCUCUAUUUUAUAAUCACCAGGCAUUAAUCACACCUCACCUAGAAUCCAGUGGAAAAAUGCCCCCAACUGGUUUCCUGAAGUUCAGCUUCAUUCUUCUUAAAUCCAUCUAUCACUCUACUGCCAGCAUGAACCUUCUCAAAUAUAAAACUAAUCCUGUCACUACCCUGGCCACCAAGUGUGGCUGUGCAGACUGAGUUUCUUGUACACAUAUCUUUUGAUGAGUUCUGUCCCCUGGGUUUUGGUUCAUGUUGUCCUUUCCGCCUGAAUUUUUUUUCCAUUCCUUUUUCCCUGGUUAAUCCUACUCGUACUUUAAGACAUAUUUUAGGAAUCCCAUAUCCAGUGAACCAACUGAUUUUAAGUGCCCUUCCUUAGGCUUCCUGUCACUCUAAUCUUUAUAGUUAUCAUAUGCAGUGAAAAUGAUUCGGCCCUGUAUAAAGAUGGUGAUAUGCUCUUUGAAGACAGAUAUCUAAUCCUAAUUAUCUUCCCUUGAUACCUAGUAUGAUGUUUGUCAAAGAAUGGACAUUCAGUAGGGAACAGUAUGCAAAAGAAGGAGGAAAGAAAUGAGGGGAAGAAAAGAUAAGUAAAGAAAGGAAGGGAAGAUAUAAGAUGGAGCUAGGAAAAAUGAAUGAACACAGUGGGAUAGGUAGAGAUUUGGAAGGAAGAAGAAAUAAUUGAUAAUGUAGUGGGUCCACCUUAAUUUCUGAUAUCUAACCCAUUUAAAAUGGGCUGUGAUUUGUACCUACUCUUUCCAUGGUUUUCUACAUAUUGUGCCAUUGUCCAUACAUUAUCCUUUGGAGGUGUGUUAGUCAACACUUCAUCAUUAUUACCAAAAUACCUGACAAGAACAACUUAGAAGGGAAAUAUUUUAUUUUCUCUCUCAGUUUCAGAGGUACAUUUCAUGGUUGGCUCUGGGCUGAAGGUGGGGCAAAACACUCCAGUAGUGGGGCACAUCUCCAGUAGUAGGCAGAAUUAAGACCAUGAACUAAACUUCCAAACCUCUUUAAAUUUGCUUUUUCUUACAAAACUUUCUUGAUCUUAUUUUAUUUGAUUUGUUUAUUGUAGUUCAUAUUAGCUUCUCAAUAGCUCCUAUGCAGCUUACUUAGUUUUUAUACACCAUAUAAUGUGUAAAUGGGACUUACUUCAGAAUUUGUGUGUCUAAAGAAUUUGGCAUAUUUUUCUUAUAACGUGUUACCAAUUCAUGCUUUUUUUAAAAGUACUUAAAUAUAGGUCCUUUACUAAACCAACCCUGUAAGUAGCAUAGGCUCACAUGUAAAAUUCCGACAGGGAGGAUUUUAUAUUUUAUUUGAAUAAAAAAAGGCAACUAUAUUAAAAUGGAUAAUUUACAUUAUAUGACCAUUUAGUUCCUAUCUUAAAGAAAACUCAAGGUAAUGGAUGGGGAAAUCCAUAAUUUAUCUAUCAACUUACAAUUUAGAGGCCCACAUAUGCGGGAACAAAAUUAAAAACUCAGGAAAGUGUACAGAUAAUUGAAGACAUAGUAGAAUUGCCAUUUAGUUAUGGAUAUAUAACUUUCAUAUUUUAAAAAAGUACAUGUCAACUUUAUUUUCUAUCAAAAUCUGACUUAAGAAGUGUAGUGAUUGUUCAGGAUGGAAUUUAUUUCCAGCAACAAUAAAUCAUCAUAAGAACAAGGUGGUGCCUAAUUUUCUAGACCCAUAGGGCUACAAGAAAUGUCCAUGGAGCUCUAAAUUCGGGAUAGCUGACUUCAAGGUAACUCUUAACUAAAUGAUACAAAUUAAUGUCAAUCAAUUUUAUUUUUAAAAAUCCUUGAUAAUACAACACAAAUGUCAUACUUAGUAUUAUCUCUUCUGGGUACUUGAAAAUUGUAGUAAAUAUUCAGUAAUAUAGUUGGUAUUUCUAAAUUCCAAGUUUUUAUAACUCAUUUCUAUAUGGAAUACUUAAUACAGAUAAAUUAUGAAAUGUUGCAACCAGAAAUGCUUUUACACACUAAUUCUCAUUAUACAUUAAGAUUGUUAGAAGCAUUGUAACUCAUCAACUCAAAGUGUUUUUUAUAACUUCAGUUCUUCACUUUUGCAUAUUUGUACUAUUAUAACAUCAUUGAUUCUGGCAGGAAACUUUAACUCUGAUUAAAUUAGUAAUACAUUAUUGAUUCCUGUUUCAAAUUCAUUAAUAUGCUAAGAACCACAUGUCAAUUCAAUGUCUCAGAAGAUAGGAUCAUGAGAUAGUUUGAAGCUCAUUGUUACUCCCUAUACGUUUUUAUUAGAUGCAACUUCAGUGCCACAUCUUAAUACGCUCAUUAUAAAACUCAACAUGGUACCAUAACAGGACUAGAAAAUUUUUCUUGGAUUUUUCAAGAACCAAAAUUUCUUAGUCUGUUAACUGUAAGAUUUUAAUAAUUAAUGUAUUAAAGUUUAGUAUCCAAUCCAUCUAUAAUUUUGAUCUUUCCUAAAGCAUUAUACUAAUGGGAGUAAGCAUAAAAUUUAAAUCAAAACCUCAUUAAAAGUGUUAAAACUUUAGAUUAGCAUAUGGAAAAGAUAUAGCAAAUAAAGACAAAAUUAUGAGAUAUAUAAAGUAAAAUAUGAGAGAAAUAUGAAGUAAGACAAAACACUUUGAACAUGAAUGGAGCUGCCCAUGGCCUACAUAGUUAACAGUGGGUUUAUUCCCCCACAAAACAAAUACCUACAAAUGACAAAAGAAGAAAGAAGAAAAAACCUUAUGUAGAUUAUUAGUUUAUAUAGGAUUUCUAAUCUUAUAACAUUCAAUUAAUAUUUUAAAUAAGAAUGACUGUCCACUCUGUUUUUAGCACCUUCUUUCCUCUCAGAUUGAUAACUAUUUCUGCUUAUAUUUGUCUUCUUAAUCAUUCCAGUGAGUCCCCAACUUAAAAAUAAGUUGAGAAAUUUUAUUUUGCAGGUUGAUUGCUUAGAGGUCUGUUUUUAAUAAAAAGGCAGCAAAAUAUACUAGUAUAAUAAUGUUAUAGUAAAUUAGAGAUUCUCAAACCAACCCAUAAAACCCAACACGACCCAUUUUGAUAUUCUGAAUUUCAAAGGGAAUCUUCUUCUUAAUGAACUACAGGCAUCAUUAUGAUGAAGAAAACUUUGCUUUUCUUGAAGUUUGUUUUCUGUCUUUCUUUCUCUUUCUUCAUCUUCUUUCAGUACCAGGGAUUGAACCAGGUGUGCUUCACCCUGAACACAUCCCUAGCCCUUUUUACUUUUUGAGACAGGGUCUCACUAAGUUGCUUAGGUCCUCACUAAAUUGCUGAGGCUGGCUUUGAACUUGUGAUCCUCCUGCCUCAGUCUCCCAAGUUACUGGGAUUACAGGCAUGGGCCACCAUGCCCAGCUAAUGUUUUCUUUUUUGAAAAAACAAACGCUGCUAGUGUUUGCCCUUUCUGGUUGAUAUCCCAGCUGUCUUCUUUGUUGAGUUUUUUACAACAGUAUUCUUGUUGAGUCUAGAAUGGACCCAAAUACCAGAAUGAGAGUCAAAAAUACACCUCCUGCUUGCUAGUUUCUCUGACGGGUCACAACUAACAGAGCCUUUCCUCCCCACUUGGGCUGGGAACAAUUGGGAAAAUCGAGGAUCAAGUAAGGCUUAAAAUCUCACUUUUGUUCUAUGGGAAAUCAGGAUGAAGGAUGGAGGUUUUCAAACUCCACAAUUAGACACUUAUUCACCUAGUCAGGUAGAUCACAGGAAGAAGAAGGGUGAGACUGGGCGUGGCCUACUUGAUACCAAACCAUUUUGGUAUCUACUUAGAUACCAAACCAUUUAAAUGGUUAAACCAUUUCUCCUGCCCCUGAACAGAGAGAGUAAAGAGGAAGAGAGAGGCCAGGAGUAUGCUUAGGAAAAGAAUUCCCAUCUGUGGAAAGCUGGAGUAAGGAAAAGCCUGAAUUUUCUAACUUUGCAGAGAAUAACCAAUACCUAACUAUUAAGGCCCUUUGAGAGUAGACCCUUUUCUAUCCCUCUCUUUUUAUUUUUCAUAACACUAACAAUCCACCUACCUGACAUGAUAAUAAUCUAAAAGACCUUUCUCACAUCUGUGUGAGCCAACACCAGUCUUCAUCCCUAUUUGCGCCAUUUCUCACACAGUCAGCAAUAACUAAAUCCCCUCCUUUGCACAAUCCUCUGCAUGUGUAUAGACUUUGUAGAGGCCAAGGAGUCCUGCACAUUUUUCUCUGUGAUUUGGGUAGUUUGCCCUCCACUCCCUAUUCCACACAUCUGAUAAUGUGUUCCUUGCCCAAAGCCCUCAGAGACUCCACUGUGUACAGGAUCAAAUCCUGAGUUUUUUGUUUUGUUUCAUUGUUUGUUUGUUUUCAGGGGAGGUUGUUUGUUUGUUUUGUUUUGUUUUGUUUGUUUGUACGGGGGAUUGAACUCAGGGGCACUUAACCACUGAGUCACAUCCCCAGCCCUUUUUUGUAUUUUAUUUACAGACAGGGUCUUCACUGAGUUGCUUAGGGCCUCCACAAAUUGCUAAGGCUGGCUUUGAACUCAAAAUCCUCCUGCCUCAGCCUCCUGAGCUUAUGGAAUUACAGGUGUGCACCACUGUGCUGGGCCUGAGUUCUUUACAGAUGCAUGACGUCAGCCAGUCUGAAUUCAGGCUACUUUUUGUUCUUCAUCUUCUACCUUACCUGCUUUGUAGACUUUGAACUUUGCUCAUACCAUAAAAUGAAAUUUAUGGUCCCAUCUUUUGGCAUGUGGUUCACUAAUUUUUUAAUUUUUGUGUCCCCUUCUACUUAUCUGCUCAAAUCCUAUUCAUGCUUCAGGGCCACUUCUCCAGAGACAAGUGUCCACCCCCAGGCUUUUGGCAAUUCUCCAGAACUCGCCUAAUUGUUUGGAUCUCUCUCUCUCUCUCUCUCUCUCUCUCUCUCUCUCUCUCUCU